Messenger RNA from Closterium sp. Naga37s-1, 1497 nucleotides. The record is from the annotation of a GenBank genome assembly. NCBI's taxonomy places the organism in Eukaryota, Viridiplantae, Streptophyta, Zygnematophyceae, Desmidiales, Closteriaceae.
AUGGGGUUGCGCGACGCAGCUGUGCUCCGCCCGCGUGCCGCUCUUUCCCCGUCCGCGCGACCCUCCGCGGGCCCCGCUACCGCAAGUCAUACCAGCGAAUCCCCUCUCGCCGCGGGACCGGCUCCAUCCCCGUACCGCUCACUCCUAACACUCGCGACGCACCGAUUCGUCGCGCUCUUCUUUCUCCUCGCGGUCGUCGCGGCGUUCGUCGCGGCGGGGCUCCUCGCCUCGUACGCGCGCAGCCCGGCGCAGCUGCCGGGGGGCGCGCAUCCCGGCGCAGCAGCCAAAGGCGCGCAGCUCGGCGCAGCUGCCGGGGGCGCGCAUCCCGGCGCAGCAGCCAAAGGCGCGCAGCUCGGCGCAGCAGCCCGGGGGGCUCCUCGCGGCGGGGCUCCUCGCCUCGCGCGCGCGCAGCCCGGCGCAGCUGCCGGAGGCGCAGAGGGCGGAAACGGCAGGCGGAGAGAAAAAAUCCGAAAACGGGCGAGCGUGGGCACGUGGGCUGUAUUGCAACGUCACCAGCAUGAUGAGGUGAGGGAGGGGACGAGGGAAGGGAGUGUGCAGCUGCAGCUCGGUUUGCAGCCAGUUGUCCUCAUGGAGUGGGAGUGGGAGUCGGACGUCAUGCCCAUGCGCAAGCUCCCCCUUCUGUAUCCCCCCGGUUUCCGCCCUCCCCCUUUCAUUCCCCCGCAGCCAGCAACCGAUAAUCCUGAUGGUGCAUUUUCAGGCUCUAUUCGGCUCGUGGGAGUGGGUGGGACGUCAUGCCCAACCCCCUUUCAUCACCCCCCACCCAGCAGCCAAUGGUCCGCAUGGAGCAUUCUCAGGCUCGCUUUGCCUCGUGGGAGCGGGAUGUCGCUCGUGGGAGUGGAACGUCAUGACCAUGGGCAAGUUCCUCAUUCCCCUCUCUGCGUCCUCCUCUCCCCUUUCGCCCCCCCCCCCCAGGCAGCAGCCAAUAACCGGCAGCCAAUAAUUUUCCUGGAGCAUUUUCAGGCUCGCUUCGGUUCGUGGGAGUGGGACGUCAUACCCAUGCGCAAGUCCCCCAUCGGGCCACGCACGGAGAAGCUAGCUGUGUGGAGGAACGUGUUUCUGGUGGUGCGUGCACCGGAGGAGGGGCAGUACGGGUUCAUGCUGUGCGAUAAGGAGCACAUGCAGCUGGCGAUUUGGAGGAACGUGCUUCUGGUGGUGCGUGCACCGGAGGAGGGGCAGUAUGGGUUCAUGCUGUGUGAUAAGGAGCACAAGCAGGUGAAUGGAGGGGCGUGGGAGAGUGGGAUGAGUGGAAUGUGGGAGAGAGGGACAAACCAGGACAACAUCACCUUCAACCAGGACAACAUCACAUUCGACCCGGAGUUUCUCUUCCCCAAUGACGCAUUCACCCGCCUCGCACACGCCAUGGCUGAUUCCAUGGGCGGCCCACACCGCUUUGACUACAUACACGUGCGGCGGGGAGACAAGCUGGACGCUAGGCGCUGGCCGCACCUGGAUCGAGACACCAGACCUGAAGCGUGA